CUGAUUCAAAAUACAUUGCAAACGACGCGCAAUUUCUUCAAAUUUCAUAUCAAACACGUCCAUUUCCAUUUUGAUUCUUCAAACCACCGCGAUCCCGUCGCCUGUGGGCGUGGGGGCACCGACGCUGUGCCCAACGGCUCGUCCCCCACCUCCCGCUGUCCUCCAUGCCCAAUCAGUCAACUGCAACCAAAUCCAAACAAAAGCGCACGCAAAACCGAGCAGACCACGCUCAAACUUGUCACCCGUGGACUUCCCCAAGAAGCAAGGCCGGCGGGGCACAGUGAGCCAGUGAGCUGCGACUGCGAGCUCCCUCCCGAUCUGGCAGCCAUGGCCGCGGACAGCUGCCACCCCCGCGGCCUCUCGUGGCUCGCCAGGUCCUGCAUCCCCGCCGACCCCGCCCGCCACAUCGCCGUUCCCGUCCCAAUCUCAGCUGCCUCCACCAGCAGCAACCCAGCCUCCGACUCUGAGUCACCCAUCUCCGCGCUCCCCGACGAGCUCCUCCUCGAGUGCCUCGCCCGCGUGCCCCGCGCCUCCCUCCCGCCGCUCCCCGUGGUGUGCCGCCGCUUCGCCGCGCUCCUCGCCUCCCACGGCUUCCUCCACCUCCGCCGCGCCCACGGCCGCAUCCGCCCCUGCCUCCUCGCCGUCUCCGUCUCCUCCGCCCACGGCGCCGCGGUCACCUUCGCCCGCGCGCUGCUCCAGCUCGGCGCCUCCUCCCGCCCCGAGCUCGAGGUCGCCGCGCUGCCCCUGCCUCCGCCGCUCCUGCAUUGCGCCGGUUCAUCCGCGUUCGCGCACGCGCGCGCCGUCGCGCUGGGCCGCGAGGUGUUCCUCAUAGGCCGCGGCGCCACGCUGCGGGUGGACGCGCUCACGGGCGCGGCGCGCGCGUGCGCGCCCACGCUGUUCCAGCGGAAGAAGUUCGCCGCCGCGGCCGUGGGCAGCCGGAUCUACGUCGCGGGCGGCACGGCGCGGACCGCGGCGGUGGAGGAGUACGACCCGGCCGCCGACGCGUGGCGCGUCGUGGCGGAGGCGCCGCGGCGGAGGUACGGGUGCGCGGGGGCGGCCGCGGGAGGCGUGUUCUACGUCGCCGGCGGGGUGGCCGUGUCCGGUCACCCCGGCGGGGACGGCGCCCCGCGCGCGCUCGAGGCGCACGCGUGCGCCGGGUCGGUGGACGCGCUGCACGUGGCGUCGGGCGCGUGGGCGUGGUCGGCGCGGCCGCGGGCGGUGCCCGGCGGGGGGUGCAUCGUGGGCGCGUGCGGCGCCGGGGACGGCCACCUCUACGUGGUGGCGAGCCACGCGGCGGACCUCUCCUUCUGGCGGUGGAGCGGCGGCGGCGCGAACAGGGGAGGAGGAGGCUCGUGCGGGUGGGUGGCGCUGGAGGCGCCGCCCGUGCCCCGGGGCUCGGUGGGUCUGGGCAUGGCGGUGCGCGUGGCGUUGGCCGGCGUGGGCGGCGACCGGGUGGCCGCGGUGGUGAACGUGGCGGCCGUCAGGGGCCACAAUGCGGCGGGCGGCGCCCUGGAAGGGCUGGUGGUGGUGUACGACAUCGGCGGCGGCAAGUGGAGCCGCGCGCCCGACCUGCCGCCGGGGUUCCGGCGGGCCGCGUGCGCCGCCGUCGAGUGCUGACAAUGACCUUGUUGGGGGAUGUGCGGUCCUACUCCUACAGUUUCAGUGACAUUUUUAGUUGCUUGGAUUGAUCAUUGAUGCGAUGCGAAGCAACAUUGUCAUCAUCUUGUGGAUUGCUGUUGAGAAAUUGAUUGAA
Molecule: messenger RNA, 1753 nt
Organism: Panicum hallii
Lineage: Eukaryota; Viridiplantae; Streptophyta; Magnoliopsida; Poales; Poaceae
Product: F-box/kelch-repeat protein At5g26960
Exons: 1
Coding region: 328-1617 (429 amino acids)
Molecular function (GO): protein binding
Source: RefSeq, a predicted model, not a curated record